CCACAGACCUGGUUGCGCGGCGCAGAGGGCAGCUGGGACGCCAUUUCGUGAGGCGUUCGGAGCGCGAAUGAGGCGAGCGUAGCUGUGAACAGAGGGCGAAGCGGUGUACGGUUACAGAACUUAGACAUUUAGAUAAGCAAAGCGGCGGCGUGCUGGAUCUGGGGCCUCCCGCGAGAUUUUUUUGAUCUUCAGCUACACAGGUUAGCAUUUCUGCUGUGUGGGUGAGCUAUGGCCAGCAACGUCACCAACAAGACAGAUCCCCGUUCCCUCAAUUCCCGCGUCUUCAUCGGAAACCUCAAUACCCUCGUGGUCAAGAAAUCAGACGUGGAGGCCAUCUUCUCCAAGUACGGCAAGAUUGUGGGUUGCUCCGUGCACAAGGGCUUUGCGUUUGUGCAGUAUGUGAACGAGCGCAAUGCCCGCUCUGCAGUGGCGGGAGAGGAUGGCAGGAUGAUAGCAGGCCAGGUCCUUGAUAUUAAUCUGGCUGCGGAGCCAAAGUUGAACCGAGGUAAAGCUGGGGUGAAGAGAUCGGCCACAGAGAUGUACGGGUCAGUAGCCGCACCACCUUCUCCGUCCCCUCUAGUCAGGUCUUCAUUUGACCUUGAUUAUGACUUCCAGCGUGACUAUUACGACAGGAUGUACAGCUACCAAGCACGAGUGCCCCCUCCGCCCCCCAUUGCCAGGGCUGUGGUACCUUCCAAACGCCAGCGGGUUUCUGGCAAUACCUCUCGCAGAGGGAAAAGCGGAUUCAACUCAAAGAGCGGGCAGCGGGGAUCGUCUUCCAAAUCUGGGAAAUUGAAAGGAGAUGACUUGCAGGCCAUUAAGAAGGAACUGACCCAGAUUAAGCAGAAAGUGGAUUCUCUGCUGGAAAGCCUUGAGAAGAUAGAGAAGGAUCAAAAACUGAAGAACGACAAGUUGGAAGAAGAGCAAAGCAGCAGCUCGACCAAGAAAGAAGAGAGCAAUGUGAAGAUGGAGUCUGAGGCCGGGGCAGAUGACUCGGCCGAGGAAGGGGACCUGCUGGACGACGACGACAAUGAAGACCGGGGAGACGACCAGUUGGAGUCCAUCAAAGGCGACGAUAAGGAACCGGAAGAAGGGGAAGACGACAGAGACAGUGCCAAUGGCGAAGAUGACUCAUAAGAACCUAACAUACCUCUCUCCCUUCUCUGCUCCUUGGCCCACACAGCGUUCUUCUGAUUGAGCCUCUCGCACCCACCCAUCUCCUCUCCCCCCCCAUUUGCUGGCUGCUGCCUCACUGCCCUCCCCUUCUUGCAGCCCUGUGUGUUUUACAAUAUUCAUGUCUUCUGUUGGCACCCGCCCUUCGUCGUCUUUGUCUUCGUUCCAUCUCCUUCCCUUCAUCCACUCCUCUAGUUCAGUUCCAUCCCUUGUAAUUUUUUUCCUUUUAAUUUUGAUACCUCUUUAUUGACUUAACAAUAAAAAAGACGUA
Molecule: messenger RNA, 1444 nt
Organism: Notechis scutatus (mainland tiger snake)
Lineage: Eukaryota; Metazoa; Chordata; Lepidosauria; Squamata; Elapidae
Product: heterogeneous nuclear ribonucleoproteins C1/C2
Cellular component (GO): nucleus
Molecular function (GO): RNA binding
Source: RefSeq, a predicted model, not a curated record